Oncorhynchus kisutch (coho salmon) is the source of this 3885-nucleotide messenger RNA. Its product is annotated as ETS-related transcription factor Elf-2. Gene Ontology annotation, cellular component: nucleus. The transcript has 9 exons. The record is from RefSeq and is a predicted model, not a curated record. Gene Ontology annotation, molecular function: sequence-specific DNA binding; DNA-binding transcription factor activity, RNA polymerase II-specific. Bases 305 to 2134 code for a protein of 609 amino acids. Lineage: Eukaryota; Metazoa; Chordata; Actinopteri; Salmoniformes; Salmonidae. Gene Ontology annotation, biological process: cell differentiation; regulation of transcription by RNA polymerase II.
GAUUUCCCCCAGCAAAGAGACGGCGCGCAGGAAAGUAGUGAGAUCGAAACAUCCUGUAAAAUAGGACUAACUUAAAACAAAUGCAAUAUACGGAAUUUCAGUAUUGUUUUGUCGGUGAAAAUCAACAUAAGAGCACAUAGCAAGCUAUUUGGCUGAAAUAUUGUGCUUGCAAACAAUUGAGAGUAUUCAAAUUAAGGAGCGCGUCGACGUCGGCCUGGUCAAUUUGGCUAGCCAGCUAGCUUACAGAGCUAGACCUAUCUUGAAGUUAUCGACUGCAGGACAAGCAACAUAAGAGGAAUGAGUGAUGACCUCUGUUGUGGUGGCAGACGGUGGAGGGAAUAUGGUGGAGUACGUCACUGUCAUGGAAGAGACUGAGCAGAGUCAGGAGAACCUCGGUGAGGAGGGGGAGGUGGUGCAGGAGAUAGUGGAGACUGUAAUAGGGGAGGAUGGGGAGGAGUAUCCUGCUGUGGUGGUGGAAGAGGUGCCCAGUGCCCAGUUGGAGCAGUGCUACGCUGCCCAGGUGUUGGUCUACGAUGACGGGACCUAUCUGAUGCAGGACGUGGGAGACGAGCAGGAGGUGGUCACCGAGGUAGUGGAGACAGUAGAGGUGUCGUCACACGGGGGCAUGGUGUGCUUUGAUAAGACCUUCGAGGCGGCCGAGGCCCUUCUUCACAUGGACUCCCCCAGCAGUUUCCAUGGAGACCGCAACAACACAGUGGAGGACGUGAUGAUGGAGACGGUGGUGGAGGUGUCUACAGAGUGUGAGCCCAUAGAAGAGGACAGCUUCCCUAUACCCCCUGACUAUGAGCCUCCGUCUGCCAAGAAGAAGAAAGGGGGACGGAAGCCGAAGACACAACAGCCUCAGCCUGACACCAACGGCAACAUUGACCUGGGGAUCAGGCAGAGACCCAGAGAGGGAAAAGGGAGCACCACCUACCUAUGGGAGUUCCUGUUGGAUCUCCUCCAGGAUAAGAACACCUGUCCCAGGUACAUCAAGUGGAUGCAGCGGGACAAGGGCAUCUUCAAGCUGGUCGACUCCAAGGCCGUGUCCAAGCUGUGGGGCAAACACAAGAACAAACCUGACAUGAACUAUGAAACCAUGGGCAGGGCACUCAGGUAUUACUACCAGAGGGGGAUCCUAGCCAAGGUGGCGGGCCAGAGGCUCGCCUACCAGUUUAAAGACAUGCCCAAGAACAUCAGGGUGAUCGACGAUGACAGGGAGGAGGAGGGAGAGGAGGGGGAACCCUCUGAGCACCACCAGACACUGAUUAUUGACCCUGCCACCACCACCCAGACACAGCAGAGCUACGUCACCGUCAUACCCACCUCGUCCGGCAACAGGACCAUGCGUUUGGCCAUGCCCAUGGUCAUGACGACGACACUGGGUCAGAUGACCCUCAACUCCUCCACCGUCUUCACCACCCAGGCUCCCAUCACCCUGGGCAACGCCCACGCUGGCGGGCCCAAGCUGGUGAUCCAGACCCUGCCCGCCAUGAUGCCUGCCGGGGCCAAGAGCGGAGAGAAGAUCACCAUCAUCACCAUCCCGGCGGCCCAGCUAGCUCAGCUAACGCAGGGCAACCUUUCAGCCCAGCUCUCAGGCCAGCUAGCUCAGCUCAUACAGGCUAAACCAGUCACCCAUCUGGUGCAGGCUAAACCAGUCACCCAUCUGGUGCAGGCUAAACCAGUCACCCAUCUGGUGCAGGCUAAACCAGUCACCCAGCUGGUGCAGGCUAAACCAGUCACCCAGCUGGUGCAGGCUAAACCAGUCACCCAGCUGGUGCAGGCUAAACCAGUCACCCAGCUGGUGCAGGCUAAACCAGUCACCCAGCUGGUGCAGGCUAAACCAGUCACCCAGCUGGUGCAGGCUAAACCAGCCCCUCCACUCAUACUGGCAAAGCCUGUGACUGUGACCCAGCAGCCACCUGCCACCUCCCCUGUAGGUAAACCACAGCUCCCUCCCUCCACCACCAUCACAAUCCCUGUACCUACCCCCUCUACACACCCUGAAAAAGAAGCCAUCUCACCCCACACAGCCCUUCCAGAGUCCACCCCUCCAGUGAGCACGGAGCUCCCCCAGUCUAGCCCGGGAGACCCCUCUGACUCGGGAGUCGGCACAGAACCCAGUGGACCCUGAAUCUUGAACUCGAGGCCAAGGGGCCCGACAGCCUCUGACUCCAUAUUGACCCUGUGUUUUGAAGUGGAGUCUUCCCUUCCCAUCCUCCAAUCACUGUGCAGUGGAGCUGUAGGACCAUACAGAGGAGGAGAGCUCUGAACCUCCGCUAUGGAGCUCCUAGUUACCAGGGAGCUAGUCUUCAAACUGGAGCUGCAGUGCCAUCCCUCCCUCCACAUCAGAAAACCAGGAAAAGAGAUGAGGAUAAAGGGACUUUGUAUACAUAGCUACACUCUUCUACGUAUUGAUUUAGACAGUGAAGCUAAAACUUUUAAUUUGGCUCUCUACUCCAGCAUUUUGGAUUUGAUUAAUUAUUUCAUGUGAGGUGACUGUACAGAAUGUCACCUUUUUUAUUUGAGGAUAUUUUCAUGCAUAUCUUUUUCACCGUUUAGAAAUAAUCACUUUAUGUAUCUAGUCCCCCAACUUGAAGGUGUUAUACAUAUUUGGUCAAAUUCAGUAGUAUGUGUAUUAAAGUAGUCAAAAGUUUAGUAUUUGGUCCCAUAUUCCUAGCACGCAGUGACAUCAAGCUUGUGAUUCUGCAUUUGCACUUAGCUUUGGCUGUGUUUCAGAAUGUUAUGUCCAAUAGAAAUUAAUAGUAAAUAAUGCAUUGUAAUUUUUAAUUUAAAUAUUACAGAACGUUUCUGAACACAUACCUUAAUCUGGACGCUACCAAGAUUAUGGAUAAUCGUGAAUAAGUGAGAGUGUGAGUUAGAGGCAUAAAUAUCAUACCCCCAAAAAGUGAUGGUGAGAGGUUAGCCUUUCUUGGGGGUCUGAUCUUUGUGCCUCUAACUUAUCAUUAUUCACAGUUCAUGCAAGAUUAUCAGUAAUUAUGGUAGCAUCCACAUUUAAUGUAGAAGUGUUCAGAAACAUAUUUUUUUUGUGACUCCAAAAUGACACAUUGUUGUGCCAAGCAGAAAUGGUAAAUAGUCUGAAACACAGCCAAAACAAACUGCAAAUGCAUCCAACAAGUUUGUAGAGUCACAAGCUGAUGUAGUCAUUGCAUGCCAGGAAUAUGGAACCAAAUACUAAACUUAUGUAUAUUAAAUACUUAUGAUACCUUCAAAUGGACUGUUUUCAUUUAACAGUAAAACAGAUAUGUAGGAAAAUACCCUCAACAGGUGACAUUCUGAACGGUCCCCUCAUAUGAAACAUUUAAUCUCCCAUUUUAAAUGCUGGCGUAUAGAGCCAAAUUAAAAGUUUUAGCUUCGCUGCCCAGAUAAAUAUGUAGGGGAGUGUACAUGCUUUAGAAGCUCUUUGGAUCUCAAACGAUGGGCAAGCCUUAGAUUGUACAUUGAACAUGCUUCUUUUAAUCAAAAACAUAAUAUAAAGGAAGCCUGAAAGAUUUGUGUAAACUUUUUGAUACUCUUCAGCAGGUUACGUACGAUGUAUUCUAAGUUCAAUGCAAGUGUAGUUCUUUUUGUCUCGUAGUUGAAAUCUUUGGGUUUUCCUCUUGACUGGUUGGUUCCCAUCAUCUGGCUAUGGAAAGUAGUCUAGUCCUCCACAGCACUGUCCCUCCACACUCAAUCUUUUUUUUGUGUUAUUAUAUAUAUUUUUUACUGUUCAGAAAAGGGAGCGAAAGGAUGUUUGUGUUAAGAAAAGACAGAUCCAGAUGGUAUAUUCCCACAUUUUGAAGCAUAUGCUAUUUUCAUGUACUCUCAAAGUGUAUUGAUGUAGAUUUUACUGAAGUAUGUAUUAUAAAAAAACAUGAAUUGAAA